Dimorphilus gyrociliatus is the source of this 950-nucleotide messenger RNA. NCBI's taxonomy places the organism in Eukaryota, Metazoa, Annelida, Polychaeta, Dinophilidae. The record is from the annotation of a GenBank genome assembly.
GCAGAAAUUUUGUUUCCUGUUACGUAGACCGGGUCAUAAAAAGUUUACGGUUUUGUUAGUGAAAGGAAAGUCCGAUUAUGCAGUUUGACGUAAGAAGAUUUGAUGUAUAUAGGAAAAUCCCUAAAGAUCUCACCCAGCCAACAACAACAGGAGCAUAUAUAUCUGUUGCUAGCAUACUCUUUAUAAUAUGUCUUCUCUUGUCUGAACUUACUUCAUUCCUUUACCCAGAAACAGUUAGCGAGCUGUUUGUUGACGAUCCUACAAAGUUGGUUGAAAGAAUUCCCAUCUCUAUUGAUGUCACUCUUCCGAAAAUGAAAUGCGAUUUUAUAGGAUUAGAUAUUCAAGAUGAUAUGGGAAGGCAUGAGGUUGGUUACGUGGAUUCUGUCAUUAAGGAUCCUCUUAACGAUGGGGAAGGGUGCAGAUUUAAGGCCAAGUUUCAAGUUAACAAGGUUCCGGGUAACUUCCAUUUAUCAACCCACGCAUCUUCUGAACAACCAGACAGCCCCGACAUGACACAUUUAAUACACCACGUCACACUUGGCGAUCAAGUUCCUGAGGCUGCUGAUUUACCUGGCUCCUUCAACCCUUUAAUAAAUAGAGAUAAACGAGAAGCGAAUCCUACGUCCUCACAUGAUUAUUUCAUGAAAGUUGUACCAACAAUUUUUGAGAAUUUCCAUGGUUACACAAUAUAUCCCUAUCAAUAUACAUUUGCUUACAGGGAUUACAUUCAAUAUGGCCACGGUCAUCGCUUCAUUCCAGCAAUUUGGUUUCGAUAUGAUCUGAGUCCAAUUACUGUCAAAUAUCAUGAGAGAAGAAAGCCAAUAUAUUCGUUCUUAACAACAUUAUGCGCAAUUGUGGGCGGAACUUUCACCGUUGCUGGAAUCAUCGAUAGCCUUAUAUUUUCUGCUUCCGAAAUAUUCAAGAAAUUUGAAAUAGGAAAGCUGAAUUGA